This is a messenger RNA of Priapulus caudatus, 1853 nucleotides long. RefSeq lists its product as uncharacterized. Gene Ontology annotation, molecular function: microtubule binding. Gene Ontology annotation, cellular component: ciliary basal body; cilium. The record is from RefSeq and is a predicted model, not a curated record. Lineage: Eukaryota; Metazoa; Priapulida; Priapulimorpha; Priapulimorphida; Priapulidae. The transcript is spliced from 12 exons. Bases 112 to 1752 code for a protein of 546 amino acids.
UUACAAACUAUAAAGUGAAAAACAGUAUAACUAGUAAUGUGACAAUAACUCUGUUUAUAGAUACUAAGAUAGCGUGAUUAUGCUUCGGAAUAAAGAAAGUGUUAAUUAAACAUGCCACCCAAAAAGAAGGGAGGAAAGAAGGGAAAGUCGGCAGACAGAGACACCACCCCUGGCACGGCCACUGAAACGGCUUCGCCAGAUGUACUUAGUGAGUUGGACAAAGAAUUCUAUCUAAUACAAAUAAGGGAUUUGGAGGCUAGAAUUAACAGGUAUCAGGAGAAAUGCGAUGAUUUAACUAUCCGUAACCAGGAAUACACAACAAAAUUUGAGACACAAUCUGGUGAUAAGCAAGACAUCAUAUCUUUUCUAAAGCGAACACUGGAGCAAAAACAGUGUGAAGUCCAGAACCUUUCUGACAAGCUAGACAUUACACAAAAAGAACAACUGGAGGAAAGAUCUGUCAGUGGAGACAAGAUUGCACACUUACAAAAGGAAUAUGCAGACAUGAAAGAUGAGCUGUCAGCAGAGAUCACCAUUCUUAGUGGAAAGUUGGCAUCGCUGGAGGAAUUUCGCAUUCAGAAAGAGGAAUUGCUUGCCAAGUUUGCACAACUACAGCAGCAGCUAAAACAGCAGGAGUCUGAUCAUAACGAGACCCUCUAUGGACUAGAGAAAAAAGCUGUCAUCGACAAUGAUAAGUUGAAGAAAGUGAUGGUGCAGGAGGUAAAUAAUGUGGCAAAUGAGUUCAGGACAGUUUCAAACAAGCAGAUGGCAGACACCAUCAAGCGAGCCAUCCAGGAAAAUGUGACCAUGAACUCCCAGUUAGGAAAAAUGUCGGACAAGACGAUGGAGCUCAUUCGAGACAAUGAGGAGCUCCGAGCCAAAGACAAACAUCAGAAACAUCUUGUGGCCGUGCUGGAAACCAGUGAGAAGAAACUUGCCGAAAAGAAUCACAGUCUUGCGAAGGUACUCAGCAUGAUGACAGAGAAAAGCAAGAAGCAGGAAGGCCUCAUUGAAGAGCUGAGACAAAAGGAAAAUGAUCUGACAACUCUAACGACAGCCGCGGAGGAACUGAAGGAGACGCUCACCUCUACUAGGUCAGAGCUCGAGCAGCUGACUACGCGGGAGAGGAACCUGCUGGAGGUGGUGCGAGAGCUAGAAGGAGGACGGGAGGAGGAGAGAAGAUGCAGCUCUCGCUUGAAGGGAAUCAUGGAGGCGGCAGCGAGAGUCGUCACGGAGGCCGUCGAAUGCCAAGGAACAAAACAAGAAGAAUGUGAAAGUUUUGUGCAGAAAAAACAAGUGUUGCAGCAACUACUGACCAUACUUAACAGUGCUGCCGCCUGGCAGAUUAACCCUCAAACAGAUGGCGAGGACCCCAUACCAAGGGGCGUGCUUUCUCGUGCGGAGCAGCGGCUGCCGAGUCGGGCUCACUACCAGCUGGGCAACCUCGGACUCGUGCCUCGCGAGGGUGAGACGCUGAGACGUCACACCCGCCCCGCCUCGUCCUGUCACAAGCCGCCGUACCGCGCCACGUCUCCAAGCGCGCGCGCAAAUACGACGAGAGCGAGAAGUUCAGCGACGCCGCACACGCUCUCCGCAUCAACGCAGACGGACAGCACGCCCGAGCAGGCUGUGACAAGCAACGACGACGUGUGCCGCUACAGCAACGUCACGCCCGCCUCCCCGACGCCGUCCCUCGAAGACGCCCUGCCGGAGGAAACGCCGCCGCCGUCGCCGCCUGUUCCACACGCGUGAACACACAGCGUCUACCUGCCGCGCGCCUGAAAAAGAUUGUCGCGAACACAGGCACUUGGAGCGUUUCAAUAAAAUAUCAUGCAAAAUAAAUACGAAAUCUA